AGUGACGUCAGGCGGCCGCGGAGAUGGAGGAUUUGCUCGACUUGGACGAGGAGCUGCGCUACAGCUUGGCUACCUCCGUGAGGACCAAUGCGGGGGCCUUGGGGGCCAGGAUUUGGCGGGUGGGGAGGAGCGACCCCGCCGGCCCCGACUUCUCUGAGGCGACUCAGGGCGGCAGGCCUCGAGCCGCGCCGGGUGAGGCCCAGAAGGAGGCAGCCUCACCGCCCCGCCCCCAGGCCACUGUGGGCUCCGCCGCUGCUGGCCUGGGGUUUGCUUUCUUUAAAAUCCUCAGAAAGUAGAAAACACCCUGUCCCCGCCGGCGUCUAGGACCGUGGGAAAUUUCCGAGCCUUUCUCCGUUUUCUAGAGCCCCGAGUGCGAACUUCCCCAGAACAGAUCGAUCACAGGGUGAUGGGGGAGCCCCGGCCGGGGUCGCACUCGCUCCCAUCCUAGAGUUUUUCCUUUGGGACACCUCAUCGCAGAAGUUCCUGCAAAAGCCGCACUGUUUUAUGCAUGGAAGGGAGGCAGGCAGGGACGGCCUUUCUUCCCGAGGGCCAAGAUGGGUCGCCGAGCUCAACAGGAGUCAGCGCAGGCCGAGAAUCAUCUCAAUGGCAAGAAUUCCUCUUUGACUCUGACUGGAGAGACUUCCUCUCCUAAAUUACCUCGCUGCCGACAGGGAGGCUGGGCAGGUGAUUCCGUGAAGGCUUCGAAGUUUAGGAGGAAGGCUUCUGAAGAAAUAGAAGAUUUUCGCCUCAGACCACAGAGCCUGAAUGGAUCAGAUUAUGGAGGAGAUAUUCCUAUCAUUCCGGAUCUGGAGGAAGUACAGGAAGAAGACUUUGUUUUGCAGGUGGCAGCCCCUCCGAGCAUGCAGAUAAAGCGGGUGAUGACCUACCGUGACCUGGACAAUGACCUCAUGAAGUACUCAGCCAUUCAGACACUGGAUGGGGAGAUCGACCUGAAACUCCUCACCAAAGUGCUCGCGCCGGAGCACGAAGUCCGGGAGGAUGAUGUCGGCUGGGACUGGGACCAUCUGUUCACUGAGGUGUCCUCAGAGGUCCUCACUGAGUGGGACCCACUGCAGACGGAGAAGGAGGACCCUGCAGGGCAGGCCAGGCACACCUGAGCCCGUCACCCAUGCUCUAGACAUGAAGAAAUGCAAUGAGCUUAAAGCUAAAGAAGCUUGUAAGCAGCUCCGAAUUUUUACCUGGAAUAUUUUGUAAUAAAAAUAUUUAUAUUCAGUCAACCACAUUGGAUAAUUCAAUUGCAAUAAAUUGCUUAUUCUGUGCCAUCUC
This is a messenger RNA of Pan troglodytes (chimpanzee), 1287 nucleotides long. It is a transcript of the gene IFT43, whose product is annotated as intraflagellar transport 43. Lineage: Eukaryota; Metazoa; Chordata; Mammalia; Primates; Hominidae. The record is from RefSeq and is a predicted model, not a curated record. The coding region runs from base 555 to 1118 and encodes 187 amino acids. Gene Ontology annotation, cellular component: intraciliary transport particle A; cilium. The transcript is spliced from 9 exons. Gene Ontology annotation, biological process: intraciliary retrograde transport.